AUGAGGUUUUUUCCAGUACUCGCGUUAUGUGUGGUAACGUCAGCCCACAAAAUUACACAGUUAAAAGUACCGCUGUACGCAGAUCCUAGACGAGCAGCCGAACUGAGUUGUCACUUCGAAAUGGAUGAUCAAAAACUUCACUCAGUGAAAUGGUACAGGGAUACUCACGAAAUAUUUCGCUAUAAUCCAUCGCAAAAGCCACCGAUACGUUUGUUCAAUGUUACGGGCAUCAUGGUUCAAGGCGGGGUUUGUCAGAUUGACUCAUGUCUGGUGAGAGUGAUGCCCCCACCGCUUGCAACAAGGGCUGCAUAUACAUGUGAGGUAUCGACAGAGGGCCCCAAAUUCCAAAUAGCAAGAAAGACCAAGCACAUGACUGUUGUUGCUAUGCCGGAAAAUGAUCCUGUUAUAAUUGGAGCACCAAAACUAGUGAAGCCCGGGGAGCAAUUACUGCUAAAUUGCACAUCGGACUAUUCCCUUCCGCCAUCCGACAUUAAUUGGUACAUUGACAAUGAACUGCAAAAGCCCGAAGUCUGGCAGCGUACGGAAUUAAGUGCCCCGGAGUUCGGCGGUUUGCGGGCUUCCUGGAGAGUUUUGCGAGUUGCGGUCCCGUCGGCUGCUAGUGGGGCUUUGCGUGUGCGUUGCGAAGCGACGCUGAUGGUUGAGCCGCCUGUGGUACGCGAUGCGGCAUCAAUCAUCACCAUCCAUUCGCUUACGCAGCUGUCGAAAUACGUUUCGAAUUUAGGUGUUGCUUCUGUUUGCAAUAAAUAUCUGUGGAUUGUGUUAUUUGUAAGUAAUCGCCUACUUGUAAAUAAUAUGACAAGCAGAUUA
Messenger RNA from Iphiclides podalirius (scarce swallowtail), 828 nucleotides. NCBI's taxonomy places the organism in Eukaryota, Metazoa, Arthropoda, Insecta, Lepidoptera, Papilionidae. The record is from the annotation of a GenBank genome assembly.